UAAGGUCUAAGGCAGGAAGCAGAACCUGCAGCAUACUGUGCCCAGCUGGGAAGAUGGCUCUGCCUUGGGCAGUCUUACUGGUUCUCCUGGGUUUCCAAGCCCAGGGAGCUCAGGCAUGGUGUUCUGCAAAGGAUGAACCCUACAUUGAUAAGCCGGUCAGUGACCCUGACAUAGUGAAGUUUGCUGUGAGUACAUUCAACAACCAGAACAAGGACGAGUAUGCCUACAGAUCCAUUCACAUCAUGAGUUUUUCAAAGGUACAGGAAAAGCUACCAACAACUUUCUUCAUGAAGCUGAGGCUGAGAAGAACCAUCUGUAAGAAAUUCGAGGAAAGCCUAGAUACCUGCCCCUUUCACAACAGUCCUGAACUGGACAAUAUCUACAUCUGCUCCUUCACCAUCAGCACCCCACGCUCAAAACAGUUCAACAUGUUGAAAAUGACUUGUUCUGCGGGGCCUCCAUGACUGGAAUCCACCACAAGGAUCUACCCACAGCAUUGGUCCAAGCCUGCUCCUUUUUCUGAAGAUAUUUGCCAUUCAUAGGAAGCAGCAACUACAGGCUUAAGAAGCUCUGUGCUUCUUGCAAGUGUCUGGGGUUCCAUGUCCUGGGAUUUUAGAAAAUUCUCUUUGAACAGAUUAAUCAUAGAAUAGAUCAUUAAACACCAG
Messenger RNA from Mesocricetus auratus (golden hamster), 665 nucleotides. Its product is annotated as cystatin-9-like. The record is from RefSeq and is a predicted model, not a curated record. Gene Ontology annotation, biological process: antimicrobial humoral response. Bases 54 to 464 code for a protein of 136 amino acids. The transcript is spliced from 3 exons. Gene Ontology annotation, molecular function: cysteine-type endopeptidase inhibitor activity. Lineage: Eukaryota; Metazoa; Chordata; Mammalia; Rodentia; Cricetidae.